GUAUCCGUGAAUUACCGAGUACAGCAUGCGUACACAAAGUCAGUAAAAUGGCAGCUUCUAGCUUAGAGUAGUAAAUUGGAUCUAACCUUUAGUGAGCAGUAAGACAAUACGAAGAGUCUGGUUCACGAUGAGCGACCCGUCUAAUGCCUCAGCAGCCAAGAAAAAGAGUAAAAAACGCAAGAAGAAGACCAAAACACAACAGCAGGGCGAGGCUUUGGAGAUCAACAAUGGUCAACCCGCUCACAAGGCACAGCAGUCAACGGACAAAAGAGACCAUUUUGUAAGUACGUCCAAGUGCUAUCGUUGUAAGGGCAUCUUCAGACAUGGAGUAGCAGCCGUCAUUCCGAAACAUGCUAACUGGAUGUGUCCGUCAUGUGACCCGACAGAGGAGAGCACCUCCACUCAGUUAGCUAUCACCAACUCAGCUGCUGCCGCCGCUGCUGGUGGUUGCAACUGUGCUGCCUGUGUUGCUAAGAGGGAGAACUCUGUGACCCCCGAGGUGGAGAAGGAAGCACACAUCACACAGACACAGUGGAUGGAGAUACGACAGAUUGUGCGCUGUAUCUAUCGAGAUAAUAUGAUGCUCUCAAGUCAGAGUAACAGAGCCUCCAUUGGCUCAGACAAGAUGAGGCUGAUUGUCAACAAGCUUUGCUCUCGAGACCCUCACCAGUUCUUCCAGAGACUAGAGACCCUAGCAAGGGAGUAUCUAUUGGAGGUCAAAGUGCGUCUCCUGGAGCAACUGUCUUGUGGUUUCAACUCGCCUCAGCUGGCUAUAGAGUUCAUACAAAUGUUGUUGGAUGAGUAUGGUGCUCUGUGUAAUGCCCUGCCUGCCCUGCUCUACCUGCUGGAGCCACUGGAGGCUUGUGAGUAUGUGCAGAAACUGGGCAUGACCAUUGAGCUCAUGAACAAGAACAUCUUCAGAGAGCUCAUCUUUGCUGAGAGCUUCAUGAGCUCCAACCUUCCUCUCAUCAUAGCCCAGCUGAGACUGGCCAGCCUUGCAUCAGAUACCUGCCAUAGGAGCACUGCAGACGAGCUCAGCCAGAGGUAUGUGGCUCUUGAUCGAGAGAUGCAGGAGGUGUGCCUCAUCUGGAGGGCAGCCAAAGACCAGAUCAGUUGUUAUCAGGACCAGCAACGCAAGAAACUAGAAAGGAAAAAGGCUCAUUUUGAGAAGAUCAUUGCUGACGGAGAGUCCUUCAAGCAACUCAAAAGACAGACACAGUGUGCUGUUGCAGCUGAUGGUGGGGACAAGGAGAACGCACAACCAGGGUCCAAUGAAGUGGAGGCUCUUAAGACCACACUCACUACAGACACACCCACUAUGCCUGCCUCCAUCCACUCUGUGCUCACCUCUGUGGCGGAGGGUGGGUCAGUGAAGAGCAAGCAAGCGCUCGAGUGGUCUCGCCUACUCUUUAAGUGUAUCAAGCCUGUCGGGGAACCUGAGUUUAGGCUCAAUGGUGAUAUUGCCACUCACACGAUCACCCUUCACUUGGACAUGACAGAGUUGGACCUCACCUCCUCUAAGCCAGUGUGUACACGAGGUGACUUGUUGAGAUACCGCAGACUGGGUCUGAGUGUGGAGGAGGUGGUGGAGGUCACCAUGAAGCUCAACACUCUCAGGGCCCUCGGAAUCAACCUCAAGAUUGAAGACUUGUUUGACAAUGAGGGGUUUUCCCUGAGUGAUAUCAACGACACUCUGGUUGGCACGGAGACGCUGGAGGCCAGUGAUAAGAUCUACUUCAUUGAUGAUGAAAUGGAGGCAUCGCGUAGUCAAGAGAGGGCGGCUAGAAAUGGAGGGGAAGAGUCAAGUGAGCCAGUCCUCUCAGCAGAGGAGGAAGUGGACCUCCACAGAACAUGGGAGCUGAUUGUGCAUCGUCAGGAGUGUAAUAAUGGACGAAGCCGACAGCACGACUUCCUGCAAGGCAUGACCAUGAAGAUACGCUUCAUGAAGAGGCUCACUGUACAAGACCUGGACAAGAACUUUCUAGCGGAUGGAGGGCGUGUUAUAUUCAAUGCUUGUGAUCAGGUGCAAAUGAAGUUAACACAACUGGAGCUCAACAGUGUGAGGGUGGUGGCUGACGUCAACUGUGUUGGUGAUGAGCUUGGCCUACAGAGUGAGGUCAAUGGAGGUCCUGCUAUGAACACACUGAGCAGUGGGGACAAGAGUGUGGAGGACCUCAUGUUUGUCCAUACUGACUCACACAAAGAGUUCAUGGACUUACUGCUGGAGAAGCGUAAGCAGCUCGAGUCACUGGUGAGCAGCAAGCAGCGAGAGAGGAACGCCCAGGAGGAGGUAGCAAAGGAGGAGAGGAACGCCAAGGAGGAGGUAGCAAAGGAGGAGGAGAAGACACUGGAAACUGAUGACUCGGCCCUACGAUAUGAAGUGAGGGAACAGCAGGAGUCCUCGUUACCCCCAGUGCAGCAAGAGUCCUUGUUACCCCCAGUGCAGCAAGAGUCCUCAUUACCUCCAGUGCAGACUGUAGAGAAACCUGUUCCAGAGUUCAAACCUGUGUACUUGGCAAACUCUAGUCAACCUUGUCAGUGUUCAGCUUGUGUUGGAGCUAUGGCCGCUACCAUCCGGCCAGUCUACACCCGCCCCCUCAACCCCACUGACCCGAAUGCUACUAGUCUGAGCUCACUCACUGCACAUCUCGACUCCAUCAAACUAUUGGAUACUGAUGAGGAUGACAAAACCAAGUCUGACAAAGGGCCCAAGAAAAGACCCCCACACCCCAUGACUAAGGAAGGACUGUGGCAGAACUGGAUGUCAACUAGUGGGAGUGCACAGAUCGAGAGUGAGGUUCAGCAAAUACAGAAUGGAUCGUCACAUCACCAUCAUCACCAUCAUCAUCAUCACCAUGCACACUACAACUGUUGCCAUGGUGACGGUGCCGAGGGAGACUCGGGAUACGGGGACAGCAUCAAGUCAUGUGAUUGCAGACAUGAGCAUCAGCCUCCUAACUCGACCACACCCACUGGCCCCUCCCCCCACCCACUCACUUGCUCAGCGACACACAACCACACUGGGUCUCCUGUUACCGCGACGACCACGGCCUGUCAGGCCUCUGCCCCCUCACACGGUACGGGGGGUACUGAUGCUGCUGGGAACUCCGAGUCGUCACGGCGAUAUUGCCCCUGUUGCUACUGCGAGCUGUUUGGACACAACGGGCCACCCACUGCCCCUACCAGCCACAACUUCACCAAACAGAGGGACAAGAUGAGAGCCAAACUGGAGGACAAGCGCAAGAAAAGAGAUCCCGGUUCCUCCAAGGGACGCAAAGGUGGCUGUGAUAGUGUGGGUAAUGAGACCUCGGUGGAGGAGCUACUAGCAUUCAUUGAGGGAGAUGAAGACAAUGAGCCUCACACGAGCUCACGUGCUGCCAAGAGACAGAGGAGGAAACUUAAGAAGCUGGCUACCAGCAAGACAGAGGAGCCCCCUCAAGGUAAUGGAGGCCCACAGUCUCAAGAGCAGAACCUCACCACUGACCAGGAGUCUGAAACACUAGCCCAGACUGAUGGAGAGGACACUGCUGCUGAGGGGUUGGUGGAGAAUGGCAAGUGUGAGGACAUGAAGUUGAGUCUCUCCUCUACUGACAGUGACCUGAGUGGAUCUGAUAAUGAUGACUAUGACGAUGAAUUGGAGGAGUUCAAAAAGUUCUGUUUUGCUCCUGCACCAGUUGAGAACCGCAAGAAGAUUGCCAUCUCACUCAACAUGAACUCUUUCAUGUCUAAGCUCAAAUAACUCGUCCAAAAGAACUGAUUUUUUGCUGUCAUAUCAGCUAUUACAAUGUAGUGUCAUUGCUCGUACUGAUUAUAUUGAUACAUAAUCUAUUGUCAGUAAAAUAAUGAUCUUAUAUAAAUUAUUAUUGAUGAACAAA
Messenger RNA from Halichondria panicea, 3875 nucleotides. RefSeq lists its product as uncharacterized. The record is from RefSeq and is a predicted model, not a curated record. The transcript has 23 exons. Lineage: Eukaryota; Metazoa; Porifera; Demospongiae; Suberitida; Halichondriidae. The coding region runs from base 128 to 3739 and encodes 1203 amino acids.